This is a messenger RNA of Lobosporangium transversale, 1308 nucleotides long. Its product is annotated as Sodium:dicarboxylate symporter. NCBI's taxonomy places the organism in Eukaryota, Fungi, Mortierellomycota, Mortierellomycetes, Mortierellales, Mortierellaceae. Gene Ontology annotation, molecular function: symporter activity. Gene Ontology annotation, cellular component: membrane. The record is from RefSeq and is a predicted model, not a curated record. The annotation marks the transcript as partial. The transcript is spliced from 2 exons.
ACCAUGCUCAUGAAACCCAUCAAAACUGUAUGGAAACUAUCGAGGAAAUGGACCAAUUUGACCAUCUGGAUUAUUAUUGGCAUGGUAAUCGGUAUUCUGAUCGGCAGAUUCGCACCCGAAUUUGCAGUCAAGAUUGGACCCCUUGGAAACGUCUUUAUCAGAAUGAUCCAAUGCAUUGUUGGCCCUCUAAUUUUCAGUACGCUGGUGAUUGGUAUUGCAGGCCACGGUGAGGAUCUUCGUCGGAUAGGUCGUCUAGCUCUCAAAUCUGUUAUCUACUUUGAAGUGGUCACGACCUUGGCACUCAUUUUAGGACUCAUUGCUGUCAACAUUGCUCGGCCUGGCACAGGAUUCGACACAAGUCAAUUACCACCCCCAGAUACGAACGUAACCAGCAUCACUUGGGUGACAGAGAUGGAAGUCAUUGUGCCUACAUCUUUUUUCCUAGCACUUUCAGAUCACUCCGCCGUCUUAGCAGUCGUCUUUUGUGCCAUCAUGUUCUCAGUCGCAAUUACCCAAGCAGAUGAGAGAUCCAGGAACUUUAUGCUCGACUUUAAUCUUUCGCUAUCAAAAAUCAUGUUCAAGCUCAUUGUGUUGGUUAUGAACUAUGCUCCCAUCGGUAUCAGCUGCGCUAUUGCUGCGACUGUGGGACAGUAUGGGCUCGAUUCCUUGAAAGUGGCCGGACGACUGGUCUUGACCCUCUAUGUAUCGCUCUUGAUCUUUGUCCUUGUGGUGCUCCUUCCUGUGGCGGUUCUCUGUCGCCUACCAUUAAGAGAGUUUGGAUGGGCUGUGGGGGAGCCCUUCUUGAUCGCAUUCGCGACCAGUUCUUCUGAAUCGGCUCUUCCAAAGGCGAUGGAGAACAUCAUGGCAUUUGGUGUGCCCAUGAACAUUGCGGCGUUUGUGAUCCCAACGGGCUAUUCAUUCAACUUGGAUGGGUCUACGUUGUACUUGGCAGUAGCGACGAUCUUUUGUGCUCAAGUAGCAGGGAUCAACAAGUCUGUUGGAGAACAGAUUGUGAUUAUCCUCACAUUGAUGCUCACGUCCAAGGGAGUGGCUGCAGUACCUCGAGCUUCCUAUAUUGUUUUGAUGACGACCCUAACAAAUGCCAGGAUCCCAUUGGCGCCUCUGGCAUUGAUCUUGAGUGUGGAUGCGUUCAUGGACAUGGCUCGUACUGCCGUGAACGUUUUAGGAAAUAUGCUUGCCAGUGCAGCGAUCGCUAAAUGGGAAGGGCAAUUCCGAAACAAGGACUGGGUCGCAUCACAGACCGGCCAGGCACCAGAGACUUUGGAGAUGAAUAUGGCUGAAUAUGAU